This is a messenger RNA of Kwoniella botswanensis, 792 nucleotides long. RefSeq lists its product as uncharacterized. Gene Ontology annotation, biological process: vacuolar acidification. The transcript has 6 exons. Bases 1 to 792 code for a protein of 263 amino acids. Gene Ontology annotation, cellular component: fungal-type vacuole membrane; vacuolar proton-transporting V-type ATPase complex. Lineage: Eukaryota; Fungi; Basidiomycota; Tremellomycetes; Tremellales; Cryptococcaceae. Gene Ontology annotation, molecular function: proton-transporting ATPase activity, rotational mechanism. The record is from RefSeq and is a predicted model, not a curated record.
AUGUCUGGUACAGGGCCAAGAGAAGCAGUCUUCCCGACACGUAUGAACCUCACCUUGACCAAAGGUCGAUUGAAGGGUGCUCAGACUGGACAUUCCCUGCUAGCUAAGAAGAGAGAUGCUCUCACUACCAGAUUCAGAACUAUCUUGAGAAAGGUCGACGAGGCCAAAAGAUUGAUGGGAAGAGUACUUCAACUUGCAUCUUUCUCACUUGCCGAAGUCACCUACACGGCUGGUGAUAUAGGAUAUCAAGUGCAGGAAUCAGUCAAGAAAGCUAGUUAUACCGUUCAAGCGAGACAGGAGAAUGUUAGUGGGGUUGUGUUACCUGCCUUUGAUGGCGUGAGAAGUAAAGAUGCCAGUGACUUCAAUCUCACCGGUUUGAGUAGAGGUGGUCAACAGAUCCAGAAAUGUAGAGAUACCUAUGUGAAAGCUGUUGGAACUCUGGUCGAGCUGGCUUCUUUGCAAACCGCUUUCACUAUCCUUGAUGAAGUUAUCAGAGCGACCAACCGACGAGUUAACGCCAUCGAGCAUGUCGUCAUUCCUCGUCUGGAUAAUACAAUAAAAUAUAUCAACUCAGAGUUGGAUGAGAUGGAUCGUGAGGAGUUCUUCCGACUCAAGAAAGUCCAAGGUAAGAAGAAACGAGAUGCGGAGAAGGCCAACGAAUCCCGACAAGUCCAAAAUGCCGAGUUCACAGAAGGUGGUGGAGAACUGCACAGAGAUGAAGGGAUCGGUGGUGGUGAGGCUGGCGGGGCUGAUAUGUUGGAUGAAGGUAAAGAUGAUGAUGUUAUUUUCUAA